AUGUACGAUCAUAUUAUAGUAGGAGGUGGCCUUUCAGGCUGCGUUCUCGCUAGCCGCAUGCGAGAAUAUGAUCCAAACACCACAAUCCUCCUCAUAGAAGCUGGAGAGGACACUCGUGAGCGUCCUGGGAUUCGAGACAUGCAGGUCCUGAACUUGGGCGGCGAACUAGACUGGCAGUACGAGUCGGAGCCUGUUGCUGCUCUUGGUGGUCGACGAGUUACACUGAAUGCUGGAAAGGGCCUUGGUGGCGGCUCAUUGAUCAACUCUGGUGGAUGGACACGUGGUGCGUCAAUAGAGUACGACGAAUGGGCAUCGCUCGUCGGCGAUGACCGAUACACUUACAAAGGUCAACUACCCUGGUUCAAGAAAUCUGAGCAUUGGUUUGACGAUGCCAAUCCUGAUCAGCAUGGUCACGAUGGACCCAUGCGUAUUACUUGCGCGAAGGCUUCAAACCGCUUAUUUCCCCUCGCUGAGCAGGCCGCUGCUAGUUGGGAAGAACUCGGUGUCUCUACGCUGCCAGAUGGCGAUCAGAAUACUGGAAACAACCUCGGUCGAGGCUAUAUCUGUGAAGCCAGAGAACAAGGUAGACGCGAAUGGGCGGCGAGUCAAUACUCGCUUGAGGGAGUUGAGAUCCGCUUUGAGACUUCUGUUCGCAAAGUUGUCGUGCAGGAAUCUGAUGGACAGGUCAAGGCGACAGGUGUUGAGUUGGCGGAUGGCAGUGUCGUUGCUGGCAAGAACAUCAUCCUGUCUGCCGGAGCCUACCGUUCUCCUCAAAUCCUCCAGCUCUCGGGUAUCGGUCCAAGAGCUCAUCUUCAAGAAGUUGGAAUUGAGCCAGUGGUUGACCUGCCAGUGGGCGAGAACCUGGCCGACCACAUGAUCUUCUUCCAGCACUGGCGCCUUCGCGAUCCCUCAGCCGGCUAUACUCUUGGCUCAUCGAAUCCUCUCUUCCAACAACCCCAGUAUGGACAAGGUACACCGGUCGAUUGGGUCUUUAACACGAGCGUUGCAAGCGACGGCCUUGCUCAAGCUAUCGAGAAGGACGAGGGUGAACGACCUGAUAGCUCUAAGCAUCCUCUGCUCGCCCAGGAGCGAACUUUUCUGGAAAACAUCAUUGCAUUUGCCAAGAUUCCAUUCCCCGGCGUUCCGGUUGAUGCAGAGCAUAUGACCACUGCUCUGGUAACGUUUCUGCCGACGUCUAGAGGCUCUGUGUCCUUGAAGUCGGCGAAUCCUGACGAUUAUCCGGAAGUCGACCUGAACUACCUCGCUACCGAGGUGGACAGGCACGUCUUUCGUGAAGGACUGCGUCAAUUGACAAAGUUCAUGCUGGGCACCAAGUUCAGUGAGCAUGUCAUUGGCGAAUCAGUGCCUGAGGCUCUCCCCGCGGAACCACUGGCUCUGGAUGAUGAUGACCGAAAGCUGGACCAGAGGAUAGCGAUGACUAGUGGUACAUCGUGGCACCCGACGGGUACUUGCUCUAUGGGUACAGUAGUAGAUACAGAGUUUCGCGUCAAGGGGAUUGAAGGCCUGAGGGUUGUCGACGCGUCGGUUAUUCCUGUGCCGUUGAGUGCGCAUAUUCAAGCGCCUCUGUACGCGCUUUCGGAGCAGGCUGCUGCGAUAAUUAUGGGUAAGGCUUGA
Messenger RNA from Fusarium coffeatum, 1635 nucleotides. RefSeq lists its product as uncharacterized. NCBI's taxonomy places the organism in Eukaryota, Fungi, Ascomycota, Sordariomycetes, Hypocreales, Nectriaceae. Gene Ontology annotation, molecular function: flavin adenine dinucleotide binding; oxidoreductase activity, acting on CH-OH group of donors. The coding region runs from base 1 to 1635 and encodes 544 amino acids. The transcript is spliced from 3 exons. The record is from RefSeq and is a predicted model, not a curated record.